CUAAUUGUUUGUCGAAUGCAAUUUCUUAUUAACUCAAUUUUAUGUUCCAGAUACUUGAGUGAUAAUAAUAUAAGAGAAAUCAAAGCAGACACCUUCCGAAGUCUGUCCAGUUUAACAAAUCUAUAUUUGCACAAUAAUGGUAUCGAAAAAAUUGACGAAACAGCCUUCCAUGACCUGACCAAAUUGCAAACACUAUACUUGGGUUCUAAUAACAUCGUUGAACUCAAAGAAGACAUCUUCCGGAAUCUCUACAGUUUAAUAUAUCUGUAAGUUGAGUAAGACAUUUUAUAGGAUUUCAUUAAAGAUAUAUUUCUAAAUCUGUAAUAUCUUGACAUCCUUCAUUUUAGAUUCCCUCACCACUCUUUUCAAUGAUGUUUUUAUCUGUGAAAUAUUAUUGUUUGUGGAUCUGUGUGCAUCGGAGUGUGUCCAUUUAUUAGACAUGCGAUGUAUGGGUGCGUGAUAGUUCAGGGAAAUCAUUUAGUGCAUGCUUUUCGAAAAUUUGUCUCUGUCAAAAUUGAAUGUUUUAUAUGUUGAUGUCUAUGAAUAUGAGUGAUGAUUUGUUCCUUGGAUUUGAAAUAUAUGAAGAUGUG
Messenger RNA from Octopus bimaculoides (California two-spot octopus), 590 nucleotides. RefSeq lists its product as uncharacterized. Gene Ontology annotation, cellular component: membrane; extracellular matrix. Gene Ontology annotation, molecular function: G protein-coupled receptor activity; protein binding. The record is from RefSeq and is a predicted model, not a curated record. Lineage: Eukaryota; Metazoa; Mollusca; Cephalopoda; Octopoda; Octopodidae. Gene Ontology annotation, biological process: cell surface receptor signaling pathway; G protein-coupled receptor signaling pathway.